AUGAAAUGCCAUUUUUUAACUAAUAAUAUACAAGGAGGUACAUAGUACACAGUGUCAGUGGUUAGAACUAGAUCUCUGGACCACCGAGACACUGACUCCUUCCUGACAGAGCGGCUCACGUCCUUUGACGCCGCCCACACACCCACGUCAUCAACCGGCCGCGCGGCAAUGCUUCCUGUCACUUUGACGCCGCGGCUGACAUCCACACAGGUAGAAAACAUGUCCUGGUUGUUGUGAGUGUGUUUUGUGUUAAUGAUUUACUGUGUGUGUGUGUGUGACAAAGGAUCUCUAGAAAACCUCAUUUAAACAGCAACUUACUCACAUAAUGUUUAUUUUACUUGCUUUUACUUUUUUACUUUAUUCACUUUGACUCUCAACCACCUCGCGCUGUUUUCAAAACGUCACCAAUGCGUUGAACUUGUUGUGAGCGCGUGUUGAGAGAGAGGCCCUUUUCUCGACGGAUGACGGGGUCCAGAUGUGUGCGCGCGGAGCCUUGUUUAUCAGACAGGAAGUCUUCGCUCUCCGGGUUUCACCCUGAGGCCGCCCGCCGAUCAGCGCGGUUGUCAUGGUGACCGCGCGCGCGGUCCCGCUCGCCGACGCGUCAGGUGUCAGCAUCCUCUUUGUGCCGCAGAUGGAGUUCGCCUGCAGUCACGUGGUGUGCGAUUGGCGCCCCGAUGGAGCAGAAUCCACCGGUGUUCCUCUUGUCGAGCAGCAGUACGACAACAGCGUGACCGUUAAACCACAAGAAGGUCCAGCUCCUCCGCCGCUGCCUCCUCGUCGCCUCCGAAAACCUCGACCCUUGUCUCUGCCUCUCCCCCCUCUUCCACCCACUCUCCCCCCCGCCCCCUCCUCCCGGCCUCCCGUCCCCUCCUCCCGGCCUCCUAGCGCUCCACCUGUCGCUCCUCCCGUCCCCUCCUCUCUCCCCCCCGUCCCCUCCUCCCGGCCUCCCGUCCCCUCCUCCCGGCCUCCUAGCGCUCCACCCGUCGCUCCUCCCGUCCCCUCCUCUCUCCCCCCCGUCCCCUCCUCCCGGCCUCCCGUCCCCUCCUCCCGGCCUCCUAGCGCUCCACCCGUCGCUCCUCCCGUCCCCUCCUCUCUCCCCCCCGUCCCCUCCUCCCGGCCUCCCGUUUCCUCCUCCCGGCCUCUUAGCGCUCCACCCGUCGCUCCUCCCGUCCCCUCCUCUCUCCCCCCCGUCCCCUCCUCCCGGCCUCCCGUCUCCUCCUCCCGGCCUCCCGUUUCCUCCUCCCGGCCUCCCGUCUCCUCCUCCCGGCCUCCCGUCUCCUCCUCCCGGCCUCCCGGCGCUCCACCCGUCGCUCCCCCCGUCCCGCCCAGAGGUGAGUUCCCGUCGGGCCGACUCGUGACUCGUGUCCCCAAGUGUCCGCUUGGAAUAUGUUUUCCCCCUCUUCUCACCGCGCCCGUCCCCCGUGUGCGAUCAGGCCGCAGGAGGGGGGGAGUAGCCAACGUCAACGUGGUCUCAGCGAACAUCGGGGAACUGGUCGACCUCGAGCGAGCCUCGGGCCCGCGCAGUUCUCAAAGCCCGGUGGUUUGUGGGAAAUGUGGCGCCGCCUUGUCGCACCUGAGCUCGAUACAGAGCAGCGUUUGGGGGUGUGAGUUCUGCGGAUUCGACAACGCCGUCCCCGACGGCGCGAAGGGAGCGUGCGGCGACCUCGGCGACGACCUUUACCUGUCCAACCAGAGCGACGACGACUACCAGAACCUGGAGGACACGCUGCUGGUGUUCUGUGUGGACAUCUCCGGCAGCAUGAGUGUCACUGCAGAGCUUCCAUCGAGCGGCGGAUCUCCAGUUCACGUCUCCAGACUAGAGGGUAUGCAGGACGCCCUCCAGGGGGCGCUGUCCUCCGUGCUGCAGCUGUCCCCCCACAGGAGAGUGGCGCUGGUGACGUUCAAUGACGAGGUGGUGAUAUACGGUGACGGCACCGGUGCUCCUCUGAGUCUCCGCGACUGGGCGCUGGUGGACUACGACCAUAUAUGGCAACAGGGCGUGGCCUACAGCAUCCCGCACUGUAUCGCGGAGACGUACCAACAACUGGCACAGAGGGUCAAAGACCUCAGGGAACACGGCGCCACGUCUCUCGGGCCUGCGGCGUUAGUCUCGGUCGCCAUGGCGUCCAGGUACCCCGGCUCAAAGGUGAUUCUGUGCACCGACGGCAAGGCCAACAUCGGGCUGGGCGAGAUGGAGCCGAGCCCCUCCCCCUCAUCCUCUCCGACGGCUUCGUAUUUCUACACGCGACUGGGUCUCCAGGCGGUGGGGAGCGGCGUCAUCAUCUCGGUCAUGACCUUUGAAGGGACGGACUGUCGCCUGGCGGACGUCGGGAGGCUCUCGGACGCCACUGGAGGAAAGGUGAACAUCGUCAGCAUCGGUACGGUCGCCACGGAGAUCCGGUCGGCCUGCGUGGACAACAUUCUUGCAACAGGAGUCACGGCAACCAUGUUUGCUCCUGAUGGAGUAUAUUUUCCCUACAAGGAUGACAGCAAUCACAAACUGGUGAAGGCGAUAGGGAACGUGACCCGGGGGCUGGAGGUCACCAUCCAGUUCGCUGUAAAGCCAGAGUUCAGGGAAGUUUUCCUUCAGAGGGAAACACUUCCGUUCCAACUCCAGCUGCUCUUCACGACCAGAGACCGAGAGAAAGUCACUCGCGUGCUCACUGAGCGCCGACCGGUCGCCACCUGCAGUUCGAUCCCGGCCGGUAGCCUCAACGUGGCGGUGCUCGGCGUUCACUGCGCUCAGCUCUGUGCCAGUUUAACCAGGGGGGGCGGAGUGCAGGAGGCGCAGAGGCACCUAAAGGCCCAGCAGACCUGCACCAACAGAUCAGGUACCAGUAAACAGAGGCCCAUUAAAGAGGAAGAGAACAUCUAUGGGAACUGGAUGGACACCAUGACGACAAUCUGGGAUGACAUCACCACAGAAUCCCAGACUCUCUCUGAUGAAGCAGCGAGGGUCAUGUAUCAGAUGAAGAGAGCCAGCAGUGACAAGGAGUACUACAACAACAACAACAAGAACAACAACAGCACAUGAGCUCCAGAAGAAGACCAGCAGGAAGGAGAAGGUCCUCGCGGAGAACAAAACAUCCUCGCGUCUAGAGGAUACGCUUCGUGUCGAGCCACGUUGGCUCCCGGCUGUCGGAGUUCGUCAGAGAUGUAUAAGGGUCAAAGGUCAACAUGUGGUAAACUUUUACUCAUAGAGACUGACUCAAAAACUGCACAAUCAAACCUCCAAUCGGAGAACAAAGAAGACGCGCCGUGUUCCGGAAAGGAAAUACAUUUCUCUCACAAGGAACAAAUCUUUAUUACAUUUCUUUUGAUUUAAUGUCAAUUGAUGAGAAAAUGUAUACGUGUUCAAGAUGAGCAGAUAUGCUUGUUUCAUGUGAAAUGAGAUCAUUAUUGUACCGCGUACUCAGUAAAAAUGUGUCCACCUCAA
Gasterosteus aculeatus aculeatus (three-spined stickleback) is the source of this 3436-nucleotide messenger RNA. NCBI's taxonomy places the organism in Eukaryota, Metazoa, Chordata, Actinopteri, Perciformes, Gasterosteidae. The record is from RefSeq and is a predicted model, not a curated record.